CCAUCUCUGAGCUAUCUUUUCAAUUUAGUUAACACAACAGCCCACAACCAAACUCCAAGAAAAAAAAAACAACAAACCAACAAAAAAUCCCCCAAACAAACAAACAAACAAAAAAUAAACCAAAUAAAACCCCAACCUUUUUAACCCUGCUCUGGUUUACUACAUGGCCCUGUGAAUCAUCUUUCUGGAUUAGGAACAGGCAAGGGAAGGCUAAGGAAGAAAUACUUCACCAGUUCAUUCAGACAGAAAAGGACUUUCAACAAUGGCUCAGAAAGGAAGGCCAUGAGACCAAAAUAAACAUUCACUGCAUGUUUAGACUCUGGCAACACCCAGUCCCAGUCCCAUCGUGUCAAGACAUUAACCCAAAUGACUAAUCCUUACCUGUGGCACUACUUAAAAAAGAAAACAAUCUGAGGACUUUCAGGAUGCAACACACAACAGGAGAAUAGGGUAUGCAGAUGGCUCAUCAGGAUAUGCAUUGACAUUAGCAAGGUAGCACAUAAAAGAUGGGCUACUAGAUAAGAAAAAAGGGGUGCUAGUUUCACAGAGCUGAUUACCAAAAAAGAAGUUACCAGGACAGUCCUACCAUAAAUAUGAAGUAAAGCUAUGAAGUCAACAAGCCCAGGGCCAAUGGAGAAGUGAACAAGGUGAGCUAUGAAUUUUGGAAGUGAUGAUGCUUCUAAAGAGGAAGUACCUAGGAGACAACAAGGAAAAAAAAAAAGGAAAAAAAGAAACAUAAAGUGAAGCAGGUCAUGUGACCAGAGUUGUUUGUGAGAUUCCUGUCUAGCAGCACUUUGCUUGCAAAAGGGCUUGCAAAGGGCAGUAAACACUUGCACUCCUACUCAUCAUUACUUUUGAGGCUGUCCAGUAGGGACAGGAAAAAAGGAAAAUAAAAGUCUCACAGCAGUGCUUAGGAAGCAUUUAAGUGAGUAGAAAACCUGAGGAACCAAGUGAUUCCUUCUGUGGACAACUGAUACAAAAAGAGGACAGGGCUCUCCUUAAGUAAGCAAAAAUGUGAAGGAACUGAACAGGCCUCCAAGGGUUUUUCCCCUAGCAUUGCCCCUUCCCAAGACAUUACAGGAUUCAAGAGACUGUUUGAUGGUGCUCUGCCAAGGGAGCAAAGUGGGACCUGCAAUCUUUCAGUUGCCUUCCUGACAAGUUUCUUCCUCUGCAUAUUUGGACUGGACUGAAAGAGCUUCAGGAUCAAGGUCCUCUGAUCUGGUUAAACUUCAGAUAGCGAGGUUAUAAAUAAAACCUGAAGCCUGUAGCCCAGUGUGCUCAUUGUGGCCAUGAGCCAGGCUCUCCUGCCUCUAAAUAGACAGGUGUCAGGGGUCUGUUUUACAGGUUAUAUCAGCAGCUGGCCAUGAAAUUAGAUCUAAAUAGAAGAAGGCCCACCAAGAUUACUCUACUUCUGAUGAUAGGAAGUCUUGUCACCUUGUACCUGUGUGGACUAGGGCCACUGAGUGUCACCAUCGCUCCGUGGCUUGCUCUGCAAGAUGCCAUUUCUCCAGACAAAAAAUUCCUUUUCUAAAAUGGAUCGGAGCCAAAAAAAAAAAAAGGUAAUUGGGAUGAAAGUGGGCUGCUUCUUCCUGCAGAACCCAGAGCUGGGAAGAUCUGCAUCUAAAACGUCUCCACUGUGCAUCUUUGCAUGUGCCGUACACGACAUGGGCAGAAAACCUCCCAGGUACCACGGGCAGAAAACCUCCCAGGCACCAUCAUUACCUCUGUGUUCUGGCUGUUCAGCAAAGCUUGUUCCAGAUCUGGAGUCCAGCUCAGCCUGAGCUCCUGGGAUCCUGUCACCAUGGAGACUGAAAGUGAGCAGAACUCCAACUCCACCAGCGGGAGCUCCAGUUCUGGAGGAAGCACCCGUCCUCAGAUAUCACAGAUGUCUCUCUAUGAGCGACAGGCAGUACAGGCCCUGCAGGCACUCCAGAGGCAGCCCAAUGCAGCCCAGUACUUCCAUCAGUUUAUGCUCCAGCAGCAGUUUAACAGUGCCCAGCUUCACAGUCUGGCUGCUGUCCAGCAGGCUACAAUUGCAGCCAGUAGACAGGCCAGCUCGCCCAACACUAGCACCUCUCAACAAACCACCACCACCCAGGCUUCUUUGCAUGCUAACAGUGAUACUCAAGCUCAGCAUACGAAUGAGAUCAACCUAGCCACCACAUCAGCUGCUCAGCUGAUCAGUCGGUCACAGAGCGUGAGUUCCCCCAGCGCCACAACCCUGACACAGUCUGUGCUCCUUGGGAAUACCACCUCACCACCUCUCAACCAGUCACAGGCCCAGAUGUAUCUUCGGCCACAGCUGGGGAACCUGUUGCAGGUAAACCGGACCCUGGGUCGCAAUGUGCCUCUUGCCUCCCAACUCAUCCUGAUGCCCAACGGGGCUGUGGCUGCUGUCCAGCAGGAAGUACCACCCACUCAGUCUCCUGGGGUCCAUGCAGACACAGACCAGGUGCAGAACUUGGCUGUGAGGAGCCAGCAGACCUCCACCACUAACACCCAGCUCCAAGGCUCUGCUCAGAAGGCAGCUCUGCCAGGAAGCUCCCAGGCUUCAGGCUUACCACAGGCCACCAGCACAGGCCAGACCGUGGCAGUGGCUCAGGCCUCCUCUGGCACUGCUGGCCAGUCCCUCAACCUGAGCCAGGGAGCAACAGGCAGCAAUGGUGUCUCCGGGGGUGUGGUGGCAAGUGGUGGGAGCCAGACCUCAAUGGGAUUGAGCCAGACCUCCUCGGCAGGUGCUGCUGGCAGUUGCCAAAGGAAGGGCACAGGGGUGGUUCAGCCAUUACCAGUAGCGGCUGCCCAGGCUGUGACUGUCAGUCAGGGAAGCCAGACAGAGACAGAGAAUGCAGCCACAAAAAAGGGCGAAACGGACAGCAGCGGACAGCAAACAGUGGGCAUGAACCUGACCAGGACUGCUACACCAGCACCCAGUCAGACCUUGAUUAGCUCAGCAACGUAUACGCAGAUUCAGCCACACUCACUGAUCCAGCAGCAGCAGCAGAUCCAUCUGCAGAAGCAGGUGGUGAUCCAGCAGCAGAUAGCCAUUCAUCACCAGCAGCAGUUCCAGCACCGCCAGUCCCAGCUUCUCCACACAGCCACUCAUCUUCAACUGGCCCAACAGCAGCAACAGCAGCAAGCAGCAUCUCUGACCCAACAGCAGCAGCAAGCUCAGCCUCCACAGCAGCAGGCUCCACCUCAGAACCAGCAGCAGGCUCAGACCCUUGUGGUACAACCUAUGUUGCAGUCCCAACCCCAGCAUUUGCAGCUUCAGCAGGACAGUCCUUGCCAGCCAGCCACAAAGUCACCUGUUCCAAUUCAGUCAAAAUCUCUGGUCACCCCCAUCAAACCACCCCAGCUUGGGCCUGCCAAAAUGUCAGCAACACAGCAGCCUCCACCACACAUCCCAGUGCAGGUAGUGGGUACUCGGCAGCAGGGCUCAGGCCAAGCCCAAGCGCUGGGUUUGGCUCAGAUUGCUGCAGCAGUGCCGACAUCCCGGGGAAUGCCAGCUGUAGUCCAGCCUGUUUCCCAAACCCAUGCUGCUUCCCCAUCAUCAUCUUCAGCUCCAGCAUCCUCACAGGAAGCUCCCCCUCUCACCACAGGGGUGAAUUUGGCACAAGUUCAAGGCACAGCCCACAUGGUGAAGAGCCCAGCUUCCUCUCCAGUUGUGGCUCAGAUGCCAGCAGCAUUCUACAUGCAGUCUGUCCAGUUGCCAGGCAAAUCUCAGACCUUAGCAGUAAAGCGCAAGGCAGAGUCAGAGGAGGAGAAGGAGGAAUCACCCAAUGUCACUGCACUCCUGCCUGCCAGGUCCUCUCCUGUAACAGACAGCCCCAAAAACAUAGAGGAGAAGAGUGGCCUUGGAGAUAAUUCUGACACUGCUGCCAUUGCAACCCCAAAUACCACGUCAAGUGAAGGAGCAUCAGUUACCCCCACCUCUGCUUCCACCCCAAACCUGGCAAUGGUGUCACGUCAGAUGGGAGACUCCAAACCCCCACAAGCCAUCGUCAAGCCCCAGAUCCUCACACACAUCAUUGAAGGCUUUGUCAUCCAGGAAGGAGCAGAGCCCUUUCCAGUGGGUUGUUCUCAGCUGCUGAAAGAAUCUGAGAAACCACUGCAGGGAGAGGCUCCUUCUGGCCAGAAUGAAAACCUGUCCAGCAAUUCUCUGGGAGGGGACAGUGCUUCCAUGGAGCUUGAUAAGAAGGCAAACUUGUUGAAGUGUGAAUAUUGUGGGAAGUACGCCCCAGCAACCCAGUUCCGUGGCUCCAAGAGGUUUUGUUCCAUGACCUGUGCUAAAAGGUACAAUGUCAGCUGCAGCCAUCAGUUUCGGCUGCAGAGAAAGAAAAUGAAGGAAUUCCAGGAAGCUAACUAUGCUCGUGUGCGCCGACGGGGGCCACGGCGCAGCAGCUCCGAAAUUGCUCGAACAAAGAUCCAGGGCAAACGCCACAGGGGUCAGGAAGAUUCGAGUCGAGGCUCUGAUAACUCCAGCUAUGAUGAAGCCUUAUCCCCUACAUCUCCAGGACCCCUGUCAGUAAGGGCCAGUCAUGGAGAGAGGGACCUGGCAAACUCUAGUAUGGCCCCACCUACCCCAGAUCUACAUGGCAUCAACCCAGUCUUCCUGUCCAGCAAUCCUAGUCGUUGGAGUGUGGAGGAAGUGUACGAGUUCAUUGCAUCACUGCAAGGGUGCCAGGAGAUUGCUGAGGAGUUUCGGGCACAGGAAAUUGAUGGUCAGGCCCUGUUGCUUCUAAAGGAGGAACAUCUCAUGAGUGCCAUGAACAUCAAGCUGGGACCAGCUCUCAAGAUCUGUGCCAAGAUCAAUGUCCUCAAGGAGACCUAACAGCUCUGAAGCCAGAAGUCUCACGUUUGCUCUGAGCCCAGGGCAGCUGCCAGUUUUGGAGCAUCCUGCUGGGGCGGGGAAGAAUGGAACAGUCCCCUGUGGUCUUGCAUUCAAGAAGAAUGAGAAGGAAUUUAACUGAUUGAAACUGCCAUGCACAAGCCCAUGUCUCGCUCUCUUAAUGGUGCUACGAGGUUGGGGAGAACUGCCACCUGGGGCCUUUAAACAACUUCCCUUCUUACUUAUUUUGAAUAUGACUCCCCUAUAUACCACAUAAAGCUGUGAAGGGGAUCUCUUUCUGUCUUAAAAGACUUCUGAAAGGGAACUGCCCUCAUCUGUGUUUGCCGUGGCAGGUCUGAUAGAUAUUAGUUUUGAAUAUCACUGCCAGAACUUGAGGCAUAAGAGCUGGCCCCACAUGGACAUUGGGAGCACCUGUGCUUGGGGUUUCAUGAAAGGUAACUAGAAAAUUUUGAGUGACAAAGGUGGACAAAGAAGAAUUUGAGCAAAAGGGGCUGCUGCUUUUCCACUUUUAAAAAUACCUAGGCUGCUCAUGAACUGGGUUUAAUAGCCAUUCCAGCACACAUACCAAACUUGAAGGCCUGUGGCAAUAGGAGCUGUCGUGUCUUCACUCUGCAUGUCUACAGGAGACAGUAAAGCUAAAGUGUUGUGGCAGCUGUUCACUCCAGGUGCUUCUCUCAGAACCAGUCAGAGGAUUUUUCCUGAGUGCUCAUGACAAAGUGAUGGGAAAAUCAAAAGGGAGGGAGAUUGUCUAAUAUUAGGGAACCUUGCAGCACUAGGUUUGUCUUCCCAUUGUGCUAGGGCAUAAUUUACAGAUCCAAAGGAGUCUCCAGAAGCACCAAGGCUCUUUGUGAAAUAGGCUGGGUUUUUUUUUUGUUUGUUUGGGGUUUUUUUGUGUGCGUGUUUUCUUACCAGUUUGUAUUCUUUUGUCUGUCUUUAUUAUCCUCAGGAGAGCUUAUGGGACAAAGUUUAAGCUGGCAGGACUGUACUGCCUGCCUAAGGCUCUUUUUUUUUUGGUAUUAUAAAACAAAUAUUUCUCUUCCUCAGUUAAAAAACUGAACACACCCCACAACAACUGAAUACUAAUUGUUUAAUGUUACUUCUCAUUUCUGAAGGGUAGAAGUUAUGUUAUAGACCGAGUUCCUCCUGUUCAGCCCCUCCAGGUUUGGGUUUUGGCUUUUUUUUAUAUGUGGUAUUCUGAAGUUUUGUAACCAAAUUGCCAAAGGUGAAAAUCUGGGCAGAGUUCUCUUCCAGAAGCACCUCUGCUUCAAACAAACAGGCAAAAAACCUGAAGGAAUUACACAAACUAUGAAGAGGUAAGUGCCCUCUACAGCCAAAUACCUGAAAGCAAGAUGGUGUUAUAAACCAUGUGUCUUGGCUUUUCUGUUUUUAGAAGUUUCACAUGAGUAUUUGAGUGAAACAUAAGACUGUUCUGUGUGGAAAGCAUCUACUGUUGCAGAAAAGCUGUAGUGACAUGGGAGAAGGCCUAAUAGCAUAGGUAGGAAAACAUUAGAGAUCUUUGGAAUGGCCUCUUUAUUGACCCCUCUUAGAAAAAGAGAGGAAGGAAAGUGCUAGUAGAUGGAUAAAAUGUGGCAGCAGCUUCCUUGCAUUUUUAACUAUACUGUUGGAUCUCUUUCAUUACAUCCUUGUUCUUGGGAGAGAAGACUUCUGCGGCUUCAUGAAUGAAAAUAGGCCCAAAGAAAGUUGCCUAUGCUUGCUUGCACCCUGAUAACACUAUUUGGUCCAAUGUAAUCUGGGGGCAGGGAAGGAGGAGGUUAGAAUCAGCAAUCAGCAGAGGAAGUGUGCCCUUAAACCAUUUUAUCCUUAGCAGGCUGGGUGUGAUAGAACUCCUGUUCAGUUUGACCCUUGGCAGGGUGGGCAGACAGCUAGCCUGCCAGUGUUACUAGCUACUUCUGAGGACUGGAUUUUAUUUCAGUCAAAUGGGAAGGCUUCCCUUCUUCAUUUCAUGUUCACUGUUCUUAAUAAAAGGAUGCUUGAUCAGGCUUUGCACGUCUGGCUGCUUUUUAAUCCCCCUCCUGAACCUGAACAUUAA
Messenger RNA from Lepidothrix coronata (blue-crowned manakin), 6899 nucleotides. It is a transcript of the gene PHC1, whose product is annotated as polyhomeotic homolog 1. The transcript has 18 exons. The record is from RefSeq and is a predicted model, not a curated record. Gene Ontology annotation, molecular function: protein binding; zinc ion binding. The coding region runs from base 1649 to 4831 and encodes 1060 amino acids. NCBI's taxonomy places the organism in Eukaryota, Metazoa, Chordata, Aves, Passeriformes, Pipridae. Gene Ontology annotation, cellular component: nucleus; PRC1 complex.